UACUACAUCACAAUGUUAAGGGACCCAGUGUCGCGUUACUUGAGUGAAUGGAAACAUGUCCAAAGAGGUGCAACCUGGAAAACUUCUCUUCACAUGUGCGAUGGGAGGAGCCCCACGCCAGAGGAGCUGCCGAUGUGCUACCUGGGAGACGACUGGUCCGGGGUCAGCUUGCAAGAGUUCAUGAACUGCAGCCACAACCUGGCCAGCAACCGCCAGGUGCGCAUGCUGGCCGAUCUCAGCCUGGUGGGAUGUUACAAUUUGACCUUUAUGAACGAGAGUGAAAGAAAUACGAUUCUCCUCCAAAGCGCCAAGAACAAUCUGAAAAACAUGGCCUUCUUUGGACUCACCGAAUUUCAGAGAAAAACACAGUAUCUCUUUGAGAGAACAUUUAAUCUGCAGUUUAUUUCACCUUUCACUCAGUAUAAUAUCACCCGAGCCUCUAACGUGGAUAUCAGUGAGUCAGUCCGGAAGCACAUAGAAGAACUGAACUUCCUGGAUAUGCAGCUAUAUGAAUACGCUAAAGACCUAUUUCUGCAGCGCUUUCAGUACGCGAAGGAAGAAGAGCACGAACGAAACCGCCAAAAACGACGGGAGGAACGAAAAAUGCUGCAUGAGCAGAAGGGCCACGAGUGGCAAAAGGAAGAAAUGGAAGAAAUGGCUGUGACUGAGGAUUAUAACAGUCAAGUGGAACGAUGGUGAAUUGUCCUUGUGUGGGUGCUGCAUAGGUGGAUGAACACACA
Molecule: messenger RNA, 740 nt
Organism: Varanus komodoensis (Komodo dragon)
Lineage: Eukaryota; Metazoa; Chordata; Lepidosauria; Squamata; Varanidae
Gene: HS6ST3
Product: heparan sulfate 6-O-sulfotransferase 3
Exons: 1
Coding region: 13-699 (228 amino acids)
Cellular component (GO): membrane
Molecular function (GO): heparan sulfate 6-sulfotransferase activity
Source: RefSeq, a predicted model, not a curated record